Molecule: messenger RNA, 1410 nt
Organism: Capsella rubella
Lineage: Eukaryota; Viridiplantae; Streptophyta; Magnoliopsida; Brassicales; Brassicaceae
Exons: 2
Coding region: 198-1274 (358 amino acids)
Source: RefSeq, a predicted model, not a curated record
AAAAAAAAAAAAGAAAAAAAAAAGAAAAGAAAAGUAAAGCAGCCGCCUCAUCUACCUCGUCUCUCAAUCACCUCGUUGGCUCUCUCAAUGAGGAGCCCGACGAUUUAGGGUUUCUUACCAUUGAUUAUAUCAACUCCCACCAUCUUCACGAAGCUCUCCUUUGUUUCUUUGCAGGUUCUUAGUAUUAGUUCUAGAACAUGCCGAAAGAGAGAAAAGACCGUUCGGUAUCUCAUGAUAGGUAUAGAGGAUCGCCGCUGUGUUGUGAGUCAAGUCGUGCUUUGAAGCCGAGUGAUAAACAAGUUAAGGAAUGGGAAGAAGCUAGGUGUCCUGUAUGUAUGGAGCAUCCUCAUAACGGGAUUCUUCUCGUUUGUUCUUCUUAUGAAAACGGUUGUCGGCCUUACAUGUGUGACACUAGCCAUCGGCAUUCUAACUGUUUUGAUCAGUUCAGAAAGGCUUCUAAAGAGGAACCUUCUUUGUCUUUACCUCAUGAACUAGAGGAAAGUAGUGUACCAACUGAGACAGAAAAUGUAGCUUCAGACUCAACUGCUGUAAAUCUAGGAGAAGAGGCUGCAUCUGAGGUAACAGUUGUGAAUUUAAGGGAAGGUGAGAAUGGAGAAGGGUUAGUAGAAGAAGAAAUUGUAGCAACAGAUGACGACAAUGAAAAAAGCAAACCACCUAAGCUUACUUGCCCGUUAUGCCGUGGACAUAUAAAAGAAUGGGUAGUUGUUGAACCUGCUCGAUGUUUCAUGAACUCUAAGCAUAGAAGCUGUUCUUGUGAGACUUGUGAUUUCAGCGGAACCUACUCCGAUCUAAGAAAGCACGCAAGGGUUCAGCAUCCAGGAGUAAGGCCAUCAGAAGCAGAUCCAGAGAGACAGAGGAGCUGGAGGAGGCUAGAAAGACAGAGAGAUUUAGGGGAUUUAAUUAGCACACUCCAAUCUUCAUUCGGAGGAGAAGAAAGAAGUACUGAUGAUCUGUUUGAUGAUGGUGGCUGGCUUACAGUGUUCUUACUUAUCCGUGUUUUUAGACCAGAGUCAAGUGGUCCAAGGAGUAGCUGGUCAGGUGCAUCUAGAGCUAGGUCACAGAUAGGUGGGAGAAGAAGAUCUUCAAGACCUUCAAGGCUUUGGGGUGAGAGCUAUGAAGGUAGUAAUACAGGAACAUCAUCCAGAGAUGAGGAAGAUAAUCAAUCUUCUGAUGAACAAGAGUCUGGAACCCGAAGACGACGUGUUAGAAGAAGAGCUUUCAUUGAUGAUGAUGAUGAUGAAGAAGAGCAGUGAUGCCUCUUAAGAUCUACAGUUUGUGUUUGGAGUUUAUGGAAAAGAAAAAUGGGAGAAACAUUGUAGUAAUAACCCCUCUUAUAAAACCCUAUUUUGUAAAAUUUCGUUGGAGAUUGAAAAAAAAAGUUUCAAAUAA